UUAUUAGUGGCAUAACUAGGGUUCCACAGCAGACAGCAAUGUGACUAACGAGCUCUGUGAUUCUUUCCUAAAAGAGAACUUCAUCUUGAGGCUCUUGAAGGAAACAGGGCAUGUUAAGACAAGAGUGCCUAACUGUAAAUCAGAGCAAAGAGCAGAAAAAAAUGUUAGUUUUGUGAGGCGCUGGACUUUAAAGAAUGUAAAUUCAAGAGGAUUUUUACAGGGGUGAGAUAGUCAUGCAACGUUAGAGGGGCAUCAUGUCCUAAAAAACAAACAAAGCAGAAGAAGCACCACCUGUGGGUCAGGUAGUUUAAUUUCAGCUCGCAAGGCUCCUCCUCCUCGUGCUGUAGAGCAGCUGAGCUCGCGCUGAGUUGUCCUUCCAGAUACUAUCGGCUGCGCAAACAGCCCUCACUACUGUCCUGUCCGGACGCCCUCACCGCGUCUCUCGUCUUCUUCACUUCUCACCAUGACUACCGUGGCCUCAGAUACUGUCUUCUUGUCCGCUUUACAGCCCAACACCUCGGUCACCACCUACGGGCUCCCGUCCGGCUUGGGAAAUGGGGGUUCGAUGUCGGACGAGCAGUCCAGAGCGCGGCGCGUGCAGCAGCAGGUCCAGAUGAGGCUCGCGGAGAAGUCCACACUUCCGCGUCAGAAUGGGUCAGCCUCGAACUACGCCAUGUCAGACUUUGGCGGAUCUUCAACAAUGAGAUACCAGACCUACAACCCGGGCUUCACCACUAGAUCCUCCUACAUGUACUCGGGCUCCAAAACAAUGGGUCCUCGUAUAUCUCAGAAGAUGGGCUUCAGUGCCCGGUCUGCCGGCCCUGACCUUGCCCAGUUCCACAAGAUCAGUGUCGGGGGUGGAGGCGGUGGCUUCAGUGGUGGAGGUGGUAGUUAUUACCAAGAAGACAUACGCAUGGGGGGCUACCAAGGCAUUCCUAGGACACAAGAAACCAUGUCCAUGCCCACAAUGAGGGCACAGGGAAAUACCUGGGUUGUGGAUGGCAGCGACGCUGGAAGCUUAGUGUCAGACCGGGACGCCACCAUCAAUAACCAGUUCAUCAGAACCAACAGCAACGGCUACGUCUGCCAGAUGAGGGACAACGUCCCAACCAUGCGUCGAUCUCUCAGUGGCACUCUUUCCCGUGGUGGAGGGAUGAUGGCAGGAGAGACAGAGAUUGUCCAGCAACACUCCUUCAAAGGUCCCGCCCACCGCACCAUCAGCAGGAUUACAAACCGAAACAACCGGAUGAGCAUGGGAUCCAUGUCUGGAACCACACAGCAGGUCUCAGGUGUCUAUGGCGGAGGGAUAGACCGAGUGGACAGAGGAUUCAUUGCACAGGGAGUGUCCUCUGCUUCCCAAGGCAACCUGAUAAUGCAGCGUCCGGGUACCCUGUCCCGUACCACGUCUGUCAAAAGCAUGCAGAGUGUGGGGAGGGGAGUGGACAUCUUCGGAGGGCAGUAUGAGGUCGGAGCCAGCACGGGCAACCUCAGCGCGAUCAACUCUUUGGACAUGCAGACUGCUGUGCAGAACCUGCGCGAGCCUGACCCUGAGCUGCAGGUCCUCGGUGCUGCCUACAUUCAACACGAGUGUUACAAUGACAGCGAGGCCAAGAAUGAGGUGCGUCGCCUGAAGGGAAUUGGCGAGCUGGUGAAUCUUUUCAACUCUGAAAACCAGGAAGUGCAGCGUUUUGCCACCGGCGCCACACGCAACCUCAUCUAUGAGAACAUGGACAACAAGGUGGCCCUCAUCGAGGAGGGCGGCAUCCCACAGCUUGUGGAGGCGCUGAAGGAGAAUGAUGACGAGCUGCGCAAAAACAUCACAGGUAUCCUCUGGAACCUUUCAUCCAAAGACAACCUGAAGGACAAAUUGGCCCGUGAGACGCUUCAUGAGCUCACUGACAAGAUCCUGAUUCCUCAGUCAGGCGGAGGGGAAGCAGACUACAUGCAGCAGUCCCCGUCUGAGGCUGAAAUCUUCUACAACACUACAGGAUGCCUCAGGAAUCUGAGCUCUGUGAGUGAGAAGACCCGUCAGCAGAUGAGAGAAACACACGGCCUGGUGGAGUCUCUGGUGAGCUACAUCAAGCUCUCCCUCGAUGACAACAAGGCAGAAGACAAGGGUGUGGAAAAUGCAGCAUGUGUCCUGAGGAACCUCUCCUACCAGCUAUACAGUGAGAUGCCUCCGUCUGCCAUGAUGCGCCUGGAAGGACCAACCAGAGACCAAGAUUCAGGAAUGGGUGAAGCCAUUGGCUGCUUCACACCUCAGAGCAGAAAGGCCAAAAAUCAAAAGAACCACAGUCUGCUCACUUUCUCUGAGGUCGCCCGAGUGCCAAAGGGUGUGGAGUGGCUGUGGCACCCGCAGAUUGUGAGUCUGUACACCCGUUUGCUGCGUGAUUGUGAGAUCAACUCCACCACCCGUGAGGCAGCCGCUGGAGCACUGCAGAACAUCACCGCUGGGGACAAGAGGUGGGCAUCUGUUUUGAGCCGGGUGGCUCUGGAGCAGGACCGUGUGCAGCCCGUAGUCAUGGACCGCCUGCGUACUGAGCGUGAUCUGGAGCUGCGAUCUCUAACAGGCUUCCUCCGAAACUUGUCCCGCCAUGCCACUAACAAGGAGUCCAUGGCCACUUCAGUGAUCCAACACCUCGUGAACAAGCUGCCUACAGACGGACACCAGAAGGAGCCGUCCAGCGAGGUGGUGGUCAACAUCUGUGGAGUUCUCAAUAACCUGGUGACCGGCACUUCUUUAGCUGCACGAGACAUUGCCUUCUUUGAAGGACUGCCUAAACUGGUUGGAAUCAAGAAUUCACACGACAGCAGCUCUGGGAAGAUAAAAGCAUCUAGAGCAGCAGCCACAGUUCUCAGCAACAUGUUCCAGUACAAGAAACUGCACAAACAAUACAGAGAUAAAGGGUUUACGAAACAGGAUUUCGCAGAUAUGACAAUCUAAAUCAGCCACUCUCUACCAGCACCCAUGCAGAAGAAAUCCUUUCAGAUGUUGGAUUAAAUUAGCUCUUCAUACUAUUCAAAAAUGAUAAAUUCACAUGUAUCUACCACACUUUGAGAUGGGAGCAUGGAUGUAGAACAGAUGGAAGAAGGAAUGAUGGAGAAGGACUUCCUGGAUAUUUGUAGAACUGAGGACAUUACGAGAAAGGUGGAUCAAUGGACUCUGAUGUGUGCACCUUAUGCAUGGACUCUUUGUUUGAACACUGUUUGUUUUCGUGUGGAAUCAGGGAUUUCUUGUCUGUCACAGCAACUUUUAUUCAGAUCAAACUAAAGCUGUUUGAAACUGUUGAUGAACUUUAGUGCCUUAUCUUCUCACUGCUGUGCUUCAUUAACAGCAUAAAUGCAGAGUAGUACUCACUGCACCUUUGUAAAUACUGCUUUUUAUUCUACACAGAAAUUCUGUUUUUUUUACAGUAGCAAUGUACUUUAUAUUUGAUAAGAUAUAUAUUGGAUGAAUAUAUGUUUAUAAAUGAGUCUGAAUUAUAAUAUAGUUAUAAUUGAAUGUAAUCCAGAAGAGAUUCAAAGAAACACUUUCUACUUAAAUCUGUCCAUAUAUAGAUUUAUGACUGUGGGGAUUAUGACCGUGCCUUCAAAGUUAACUUUGCUUUACAAACUUGUAAAAUCUCAUACAGGAAACGCCGAUGUUAACAUUUGUGGUGCCUUUGUUUGAUGACUGCCAUUGUAUGAUUAUUUUCUUUAACAUGCCGUCAUCUGCUGUUUGUCUGUUUUAAUAAAUGGUGUGAAUAUUAAACACAUGGGUUAAAUGAUACAGUCCUAAUAUUUGUUCAAUACUUCAGGUCUUUUAAUCCGUUCAUAAUAAAGCAAUAACACAAUUUAUCACUUUUAAGAUCAAGGCCUUGACUAGGUUAACACUUUACUGUCAUGUUUUAAACAGAAAGACCUUGAAUUGUACAUAUUUCUGCUCUGUGGACUUAAUGGGGAGUUUUGUGGGUGUUUGAAAAGACUGUUCAUAGUUGUAUACAGGCAGAUGCAUCAUCUGUAUGUUUUUUUCUUUUAAUAAAGAGACAAAUGUGGAA
Cheilinus undulatus (humphead wrasse) is the source of this 4037-nucleotide messenger RNA. RefSeq names its product plakophilin 3a (gene pkp3a). Gene Ontology annotation, molecular function: cadherin binding. NCBI's taxonomy places the organism in Eukaryota, Metazoa, Chordata, Actinopteri, Labriformes, Labridae. Gene Ontology annotation, cellular component: adherens junction; plasma membrane; cytoplasm. Bases 464 to 2944 code for a protein of 826 amino acids. Gene Ontology annotation, biological process: cell-cell junction assembly; cell-cell adhesion. The record is from RefSeq and is a predicted model, not a curated record. The transcript has 13 exons.